AUGGAUUCCGGUGAAAUUGCCCGGAUCAUUCAAGAAGGAAUUACAGCUGACCUGCAACGUAAUGCUCGGGGGCCAACAGGUUUCACCCCCAACACUCCAUUCACGCCAGAGAUAUUGACAUAUCCCUUGCCCGACAGAUUCAAAUAUCCUCGCAUUAAAAAGUAUGAUGGGACGACCGACCCCAUCAACCAUCUCAUUGUAUACACUGAUGUCAUGAACUUGCAAGUUGCGCCGGAUCAGGUUAUGUGCAAAGCCUUUCCACAAACGCUGACUAAUGCCUCUAGGGAUUGGUUCUCGACAUUGGAGCCUAACUCCGUAGCCUCAUUCUCAGAUUUGGUUGAUAAGUUCUCAGUCUUCUUUGCAAGUAGCAAGCGAAUCAGGAAGACAGCGGCCUCUCUCAUGCAACUUCGCCAAGGACCAACCGAAACCCUACGAGGAUUUAUGACAAAGUUUAACAAGGAAAGGCUUCAAAUACCUGACCUCCACAUCACAGCAGCUGUCUCCGCCCUCGCUUACGCCGUAAGAUGUGAAGCCUUCAAGAUGUCUUUAUCAAAGACCCGAUCGCAGACAGUGAUUGAGCUCCUCACCCAAGAUGAAAAAUACAUUAAUAUGGAGGAAACACUAAAUCCAAGAAGACCUGGUCCUUCCCAUGAAAAGAUCGAGAACAAGAGGCAACAUGAUCCCGUCCCCCGACAUGAGGUUCCCCGGGAUAAGCGCAGGAACGAGGCGCCAUCAGCACCUCUCACUCGAAUUAAAGUUGCCUUCAAGGAUGAAAUCACCCCAGACACAAGAGAUAGGAGCAAAUAUUGCGAAUUUCACCGAGAUCAUGGGCAUACUACAGAGGAUUGUCAAGCUUUACAGCGAGAAAUUGAAGCCCUUAUCAAAAGAGGAUUUUUAAAGAAUUACGUUGGUCAUGAUAAACGGCCAAGGAAUGACCGUGACAAUCGGAAAGAGCCCGGGGCUGGAAGCAGUGCUCAACCCACUGCUGGAACCAUUAAUAUUAUCGUUGGGGGCAUAGCAUCCGACGGAGACACAAGUAGUGGGCGAAAGCAGUAUGCCCGCCAACAUGCUCAUACCCCAAGAGAAUCCAGUGAUGAAGUGAAAGAUAUCACUUUUGGUGCAAGAGAUUUGGAAGGAAUAUCUUAUCCUCAUGACGAUGCCUUGGUCGUUUCUAUGGUUGUGGCUAAAUCUGUUAAGCCUUUCUUUGAUAUAAGCCUUGUUUGGCCCCAAGAGAUUUGGGGGAUAUGCCAGGGAUAG
Olea europaea var. sylvestris is the source of this 1257-nucleotide messenger RNA. RefSeq lists its product as uncharacterized. The record is from RefSeq and is a predicted model, not a curated record. The transcript has 2 exons. NCBI's taxonomy places the organism in Eukaryota, Viridiplantae, Streptophyta, Magnoliopsida, Lamiales, Oleaceae. The coding region runs from base 1 to 1257 and encodes 418 amino acids.